Messenger RNA from Juglans microcarpa x Juglans regia, 2271 nucleotides. Its product is annotated as inactive disease susceptibility protein LOV1-like. NCBI's taxonomy places the organism in Eukaryota, Viridiplantae, Streptophyta, Magnoliopsida, Fagales, Juglandaceae. The record is from RefSeq and is a predicted model, not a curated record. Gene Ontology annotation, biological process: defense response to other organism. Gene Ontology annotation, molecular function: ADP binding.
AUGCUUGUUUGGAAAAAGAGAGAAGCAUACGUCAAUCUGCUGUGGAUUGCAGAGUCAGAUCUUUCCAUGGAAAUUAGCCGAAUAGAGUAUCUUAUCCAGCUUAUUCAUAGAAGCGUCGAUGUAUAUCGCAUUGAGGAAAUUAGGCAAAAGCCAAGCUCACUCAUCGGCUUGGAAGAAGAAGCACAUGCAUUGGUCUCGAGACUGAUCAAUGAACCCAACUCUGUUGUUUCCAUUGUGGGUAUGCCGGAAAUAGGUAAAACGACUCUUGCAAAAAUUGUUUCUGAGCAUAGCGCCAUCCGAGAGCAUUUCGCUUACCGAGCUUGGGUGUCAAUACCUGAACAGUACAGAGACAAUGCACUCCACGACGAUGUAGCAAACCAAGUCCCAAGGACCAACUGGCUCGAGGAAGUGAAGGUGUCCUUGAAGGAGAAGAAUUGCCUUCUAGUUCUGGACAACAUCUCGACAAAGGAAGCCUGGGAUUCUGUACAAGUAGAAUUCUCAAAGAAGAAAGAUGGGAGCAAGAUUUUGCUCACCACGCGCGACAGGAAAGUGGCUUCAGAUGCUAGCCAAAACCCCACACCCCACCACCUUCGACUACGAACUAAAGAAGAGAGCUGGCAGUUGUUUAUCCACAAGGUGCAAUUUCCACCCGACCUCCCUUCAGAGGUAGAAGCACUGCCAACAGCGAAAAAACUGGUAGAAAUAUGUGGGGGUUUAACAGGAGCAAUUGAAAUUCUUGUUGAUAAAAUUUCAGGGAAAGAUUGCCUGACACGAUGGUCAGAAGAUUUGGUAAUGGACGACCCUCCUCACGGUUUGAACUACUUAAUUUCUUGCUUGAUGCUCUUUCCUGGGGACUUUGAAAUCCCUGCAAGGAGAGUAAUUGCUUUAUGGGCUGCAGAGUCGAUUCCUGCUGAUGGUAAUGAAACUGUUGAAGAUGUUACGGAGAAGAAAUUAUUAGAGCUGAUAGACCUGAAUAUUAUCCGAGUUGUGCAAAAAAAGAUCAAUGGGAAAAUCAAGGCAUGCCAGUUGCCUGGUUUCCUGCGAGAACGUUGUUUGUCCAAGUUUGUGAGUUCAAAUGGCCUACUUGCCGAUCAUUUUCACUCAGAUGAUGCCAGUUUUGCUAAUAUUCAUGGAACUAGCAAAAUAACACCGACAGAUUUGUGCAGCGUUAACAAAAUUUACUCCUUCCUGUCCUUUGAUUUUCGAGAAGGAAACAAACCUGGAGAAGAUAUAGGGAAUUUCCUCCGCAGGACAAUUGCAAGCUUCCGACUUUUACGGGUUCUUGAUCUCGAACUUGUAUUCAGACCGCAACUGCCCAACUCCAUAGGCAACUUGAUUGAGCUGAGGUAUCUUGGCUUAAGGUGGACAUACCUCGAGACGAUCCCAUCAUCCAUUGGCAAAUUGUUGAAGCUUCAAAUUCUAGAUGUGAAGCAUACUUGUCUCCGCACUAUCUCUAGGUCGAUAUGGAAACUGAAAAAACUUCCGCACCUUUAUUUGAACGAGAGUUAUCGAAGUAAAUUUAUGCAUCAACCAAGUGCCAGUUUCUUGAAGAAUCUGCAGACGUUGUGGGGUGCUUUCGUGGAUGAGGAUAGCCCUCUGCACGAUGGGCUUCGAAAGUUGACGAACCUUAGAAAAUUGGGACUGGCUCUCGAGUUGACCCCAUCGCAGCAAGAAAGAUUGGCAGGGGAUGUUGCGAAACUUAAGAACCUCUUGAGGUUGAGAUCGAUUGACAAAACCGGUAAACCUCAGGAUCUGUGCUUGGGGUCUUUGAAAGACCUCGAAAAUCUCUCCAGCCUCUAUUUGUUUGGAAGGCUAACGAAGCCAUACAUCAUAUCUGAAUUCCCUCAAGGUCUCUCUGACCUCACCUUGUCUGGCUCUGGGCUUAAGGAUGAUCCAAUGACAAAUUUAUGUAAGCUCCCCAACUUGAAAUCACUCUGUUUCUACUUAGAUUCUUACGAGGGGCAACGCAUGGUGUGCACCGAGGGGGGCUUUCCCCAGCUUCUAGUCUUGAAAUUCUGGAAGCUUGAGAAACUGCAACGAUGGAAUGUGAUGGAACGAGGAAUGCAGAAUCUCAGGGAGUUGGAGAUCAGGUCGUGCAAGAGAUUGGAGGUUCCCACUGGGUUAAACCACUUAAAGACUCUCCGUGAAUUGACGCUGACAGACGUGCCAGAAAAACUUGCAGAAACAAUCAAGGAAAAAAGAAAUGACAUAUUUCGGUCUGUUGUUGCCUUAUUUCCUGUCAUCACUGUAAAGAAAUUGGCUUCAAGUUGA